GAUCCGCGGGCGCGGCAGGGGAAAUAUUGCGAAGGGCGGGGCGGAGUGGCGAAGGAGGAGCGGAAGUGACGUCGCGCGGGGCGGGUCCGGCCGCGCACAAUGGGCCAUGGAGUUCCCGUUCGAUGUGGACGCGCUGCUCCCGGAGCGGAUCACGGUGCUGGACCAACACCUACGGCCCCCGGCCCGCCGACCCGGAACCACAACGCCGGCCCGUGUUGACCUGCAGCAGCAAAUUAUGACUAUUGUAGAUGAACUGGGCAAGGCUUCUGCUAAGGCCCAGCAUCUUCCUGCUCCCAUCACCAGUGCAUCAAGGAUGCAGAGUAACCGCCACGUUAUGUAUGUACUGAAAGAUACUUCAGCUCGACCGGCAGGAAAAGGAGCCAUUGUUGGCUUCCUUAAAGUUGGAUACAAGAAACUCUUUGUACUGGAUGAUCGUGAGGCUCACAAUGAGGUAGAACCACUGUGCAUCUUGGACUUUUACAUCCACGAGUCACUUCAGCGCCACGGCCAUGGGCGAGAACUCUUCCAGUAUAUGCUACAGAAGGAGCGAGUUGAACCACACCAACUGGCCAUUGACCGACCUUCACAGAAGCUGUUGAAGUUCUUGAAUAAACACUACAAUCUGGAGACCACAGUCCCACAGGUGAACAACUUUGUGAUCUUCGAAGGCUUCUUUGCGCAUCAGCAUCGGCCCCCUGCUACCUCUCUGAGGGCAUCUCGACACUCUCGUGCUGCUGCGGUCGAUCUUAUGCCCGCUGCUCCAGCGAGGAAGCUGCCACCCAAGAGAGCAGAGGGAGACAUAAAGCCAUACUCUUCUAGUGACCGAGAGUUUCUGAAGGUAGCAGUGGAGCCUCCUUGGCCCCUAAACCGGGCCCCCCGCCGUGCGACGCCUCCAGCCCACCCACCCCCUCGCUCCAGCAGCCUGGGAAACUCACCAGAACGGGGUCCCCUCCGCCCUUUUGUGCCAGAGCAGGAGCUGCUGCGUUCCCUGCGUCUCUGCCCCCCACACCCCACCGCCCGCCUGCUGCUCGCCACAGACCCCGGGGGCAGCCCGGCCCAACGUCGCCGCACCAGCUCACUUCCCCGCUCUGAUGAGAGUCGAUACUGACAGACAGCUAACCCCUCCCCUCUCUGGGGUACCUGGUGAGGGCAGAGACCCCUCUCCCUGAGAACCCCGAAUGUGCUCUCCCAUGCCUCCCCAGCAUCUAGAGGAACCUGACAGCCCUUAGGAUUCCCUCUUCCCCUUCCUUAGACAACUGGGUUGUUAGGGUCCCAGAUGGCCUAAUACUUUGUAGCUUUUCUUACCACAGAAAGCACUCUUUCUCUCCUAACUUGGGCUCUGAACACCCUCCCACGGACAGCCUGAUUCGCUGCCAGACCUCUUGGUUGGGCGGCUCAUACUAAUUAUCCAGAGAAGCACACUCUUGCUCUUGCUUGCUGUCAGAUUCUAGAACACCAUGGAAGGUCCAAGGGCCGCCUCUGCCAAGGAAACCUUUUAAAGAGUCUUGUCCAUGGAAUAAAUCCCACAGUCCCUCUACACUGUCUGCUGGUAGCUCUAAUACUGCUCUCUCCUGCCGACCACACCUACCCUGUCGGCCUGCUAAGCGGCCAGUGAAUGAGCUCUGCUUAAGAGCAGUGCAGUUGAGCAGGACAGGGACUUCCCAGCUCCCCAGAAGGAUCCACUCAGCAUUGCCAAACUCUUCAUUUCCACGUUUCAUGUAUGUGUAUGUCAGGGAACCCCCGAGCUGAUGUCUGCUUUGGGGCUCUAAAGACUCACCACACUUCUACAGACACCACCAUUUCCCCCACAUCCAGGUUCUGUGAGGGAGUUUGUUUCUUGGCAGUAGAUCCAGCAAGCACCCUAGUUCACUCUUAGCCAAGUUUCAGAAGCUAAGCCUGAGUUUCAAGGAUCUAUGAGCUCCUGGAAUAACCUCUCACAUCCCUCCCUCCCCAGUAGCUAGAUGCUGAUAGAUUCCUGUCGUGUGAGAUUGUCUUGAGAUGAUGGGGGAACUCUUCCUCUGGCCUUCCUUUUUUCUUUCCUCAAUAGCAAGAACCUUUGUCCCUGCUCUGUACCCAGGGAAUAGAACAUCCUCCCCACUCCCUGCCCUCUGAAUGUGUGCUAGAUCAGGUGCCCCUACUGUGUUCCCCAAAAUCCUUGGGAGCAGGAUCUCCCUCUCUUCCGACUCACUCCUUUUUCUUCUCCCUCUCAGUGUUGUCUGAAUAAAGUGUGAAUUCGUUUGUGUUUUUUAAAUGGACAUUUUCAAUGAAAAAAACUACAAAAAAAAAAAAGAAAACCAAA
This is a messenger RNA of Camelus dromedarius (Arabian camel), 2299 nucleotides long. It is a transcript of the gene ATAT1, whose product is annotated as alpha tubulin acetyltransferase 1. Gene Ontology annotation, molecular function: tubulin N-acetyltransferase activity. Gene Ontology annotation, cellular component: microtubule. Gene Ontology annotation, biological process: alpha-tubulin acetylation. The record is from RefSeq and is a predicted model, not a curated record. Lineage: Eukaryota; Metazoa; Chordata; Mammalia; Artiodactyla; Camelidae. The transcript is spliced from 11 exons. Bases 107 to 1108 code for a protein of 333 amino acids.